AUGAGUGAGAACACUUAUCAGGGUGCUGACAAGGGUGAAGGCGGCGUUGCCAGUGGCGCUGGCUUGUAUGGCAUCUGUGAUGAGAUGAGGACUGUAAGUCACUCGCUGGAACCCGGAGACAUCAGCUGCGUGUUCCCCCGCGAAAUCGUCGAUUUCAUCAUCGAUCAUCUUGGCCAGCUGAAGUUUCGCGGCGUCUUGCAAAAGUGCUGCCUAGUCUGCCGGGCCUGGGUUCCUCGGGUGCGACUCCACCUUUUCAGGCGUGUCACAAUCUAUGUCGAAGGACCAGGCGAUUUCACUGGCUCGCAACAAAGUAUUCUGGGCGAAUUUUCCGCGUUCUUGUCACAAGCCCCUCCUUCAGUAACUCAUAACAUACAUACGCUUCAUAUCUCAGGCUACGCACGGCCAGCAGUGUUUCUUACAUCCAUUUGGAACGCGGCCGUCAAACUACCUUCCCUACACACCCUUCGUACAUCUCUCCUAAGAAUUGUCGGUCGCAUCGAACAUCAGGAUGCAAUUCACUCCUUUACAUCUCUGCAGCUGAAUGACCACACGGAUAUUAACGACCUGUGCACCUUCCUCGACCUCCUCCUGCUUUCUUCCAACCUGGCGGCAUUCAAAAGCUCACCAACCGCACAUGGUUACCGCUGCCCUGCGUAUGAUUACCCUCCACAAAAAUUUAGUCCACCAUCGGCGGGCAUGGGCCUGCGGAGCUUGAUGCUUAACACAAGUGAUAUGAUUUAUCUAUUCGCGGAUCGUCUUUUCCCCAUAGUAUCGGAAAACACGCUGACCAGUCUAUCCCUGUCGUGCCUUGUCACCAACAAACAAACGGAUACGAGAAAUGUGGGCAAGCUCAUCCGCCACGCUCACCAGACACUUGAACAUAUAAGUCUCAAGUUGAGUCCGCCGCCGGCCGAUAGAGGUACACUUGCAGAGGCGUGCUCUACAGCACUAGUUGACGCUGUUCCGGCAGGUACACGAGAGUUGGCUUGCACAGGCCUCAACUUAGAUCUGUGCACGUCGCUCGUCUCGUUUGACCUUGAUCUGUCGUCCACAAGCACAUUCGUACUCUUGUUCGCUCAUACACUCUUCAAGGAGUUCUUCUCUCGACACCCAGAGCACGUACGGAUACUCCGGUUCAUAGUUAUUCAUACCUGCAGCCUUGACGACAUCAAGGAACUUGACCAGACUCUACAGCACAUGCCAUCUGACUCGAGCACCAGAGUUCAUCUGUCCUGGGGCAGCCAUGGAAAAUCGAGAAAAUCGAGAAAAUCGGAAGCGAUAACACCUGAAGAACGCGAUGCCUUCGUGGAAGCCAUGCCCUCACUACAUGCUCGUGGACAGCUCUACUUCCACCCCGAUGACGAUUCAGAUUCAUCUGUUCCGUGGGACGCCUGUGCUGAGGUGGACUGUGAAUAG
Molecule: messenger RNA, 1416 nt
Organism: Phanerochaete carnosa HHB-10118-sp
Lineage: Eukaryota; Fungi; Basidiomycota; Agaricomycetes; Polyporales; Phanerochaetaceae
Exons: 1
Coding region: 1-1416 (471 amino acids)
Source: RefSeq, a predicted model, not a curated record